AUGAUUAAUCUUGAGCUUUGUGACAUGAUUAAUCAGGACAAGAUCAAUAGUGUUGAUUUGAUACGUGGGAUAAAGAAGCGGAUCAUGUUGAAGAGCCCUAGGGUUCAGUACUUGGCUUUGGUGUUGCUUGAGACUGUUUUUAAGAAUUGUGAGAAAGCAUUUUCGGAGGUUGCAGCCAAGAGGGUGCUUGAUGUGAUGGUGAAGCUGAUUGAUGAUCCUCAGACUGUUGUUAAUAAUCGGAACAAGGCUCUGAUGAUGAUGGAAGCAUGGGGGGAGUCUUCUAAUGAGCUCCGGUAUUUGCCUGUUUACGAAGAGACAUACAAGAGCUUGAAAUCAAGAGGUAUCAUAUUCCCAGGUCGUGAUAAUGAGAGUUUGGCUCCUAUAUUUACUCCUCCUCGUUCAGUCUCCGCUUCAGAAUCAAAUGUUAGUCUUGCCCAACAAAUUAAUCAUGAGAUUCCUGUGCAAACCUUUUCUGCUGAGCAAACAAAGGAAGCUUUUGACGUGGCAUGA
Ilex paraguariensis (yerba mate) is the source of this 510-nucleotide messenger RNA. The record is from the annotation of a GenBank genome assembly. NCBI's taxonomy places the organism in Eukaryota, Viridiplantae, Streptophyta, Magnoliopsida, Aquifoliales, Aquifoliaceae.